Molecule: messenger RNA, 591 nt
Organism: Tympanuchus pallidicinctus (lesser prairie-chicken)
Lineage: Eukaryota; Metazoa; Chordata; Aves; Galliformes; Phasianidae
Gene: SPA17
Product: sperm autoantigenic protein 17
Exons: 3
Coding region: 193-591 (132 amino acids)
Biological process (GO): binding of sperm to zona pellucida
Cellular component (GO): membrane
Molecular function (GO): calmodulin binding
Source: RefSeq, a predicted model, not a curated record
CGCUGCUGCUCGCCCCCCACCCGCACGCGCCCCCUUCUGCUCAUCCCCUCUCCCCCAACCCUUCGGGCGACUCUGCGCAGGCGCUGCGGGCGCCGACGGGUGCGGGCGGCGCCCCCUGGCGGUCACGCAGGAGCUUCUCCCGGCGGCCGGACGCGGGUUCGAGUCCCGCUCUCUCCGCUCGCCGCGGCCGCCAUGUCGUUUCUCGACCCCCGCCGCGCCCCGCGGCUGCCCGGCGGCUUCGAGGAGUUGCUGCAGGGGAUGGCGCGGGAGGUGCUAAGGGCGCAGCCCGACGACGUGCUGGGCUUCAUCGCCCGAUACUUCCAGGCGCUGCUGGCUGAGAGGGAGCAGAGCUCCGCCGCCCGAAGGGCCGAAGACGGGGAGAUGGGAGAGGACGAGGAGGCCGAGGCCGAGGCGCCGCGGAGCAGCGGGGCGGUGAUGGAGCGCCAGCGCAGCCCUCGCGAUGAAGACCCGACGGCCGAUUUCCUGACCUCUCAAGAAGCUGCUACGAAAAUCCAGGCUGCGUUCCGGGGCUUCUGCACGCGGCGGGGGCUGCGCAGAGCCUUCUCGGAGCCCCCCCAGGACAACCCGUAA